Molecule: messenger RNA, 413 nt
Organism: Trichechus manatus latirostris (Florida manatee)
Lineage: Eukaryota; Metazoa; Chordata; Mammalia; Sirenia; Trichechidae
Gene: NDUFA1
Product: NADH:ubiquinone oxidoreductase subunit A1
Exons: 3
Coding region: 68-280 (70 amino acids)
Source: RefSeq, a predicted model, not a curated record
GCGGAGUUUACCGGGAAAGGAGCCGGACCGGGUCACCUUUAAGUGUUCUAGAAGGGGCUCUGUCGCGAUGUGGUUCGAGAUUCUCCCCGGAAUUGCCGUCAUGACAACGUGUUUGCUCAUCCCAGGAGUGAUCACUGCGCACAUGCACAAAUUCAGUCACGGGGGAAAGGAGAAAAGGAUUGCCCAUUUUCCAUAUCAGUGGAGUUUGAUGGAAAGAGAUAGGCGGGUCUCUGGGGUGAAUUGUUAUUAUGUAUCAAAGGGCUUGGAGAACAUUGACUAAGGAAGCAUUGUUCUGACUGGUGAAAAAACAACUCAGUUAUGCUCACCUACCCCUGCUGCAGAAGCUUAUGCAAUGUAUUAUGUAGUGCGUUAUGUAGUGCUUAAUAAAAAUAAAAUGACAAAGAAAAACCAAA